Molecule: messenger RNA, 477 nt
Organism: Brenthis ino (lesser marbled fritillary)
Lineage: Eukaryota; Metazoa; Arthropoda; Insecta; Lepidoptera; Nymphalidae
Source: the annotation of a GenBank genome assembly
AUGCAACAUUGCGCACUAUCUCCGGCGGCGAGCAUGACGUCUCGAUAUUCCCGUCGAUCUCGUUCAGGCCGUCGAUUACACAGGACAAAUCAAUUACCGCUCGCAUUCCAUCGGCAGCCGACCGACGAAUUCUCUGUCAUGAUCCUAUCGCUUAGUGAUGACCUCUCGUCCGAUAUGCCACGUCGUCGAGCUAUGGAAUGCAGGACAUUGCGCCACAAGCUGCCCAAGUUGAAUCCUGGAUUGGCAGCUCGGGCGCAAUGGAAGACGCGCAUCAAUCAACACAACUUAGAUUCCUUACAUUCAACAAUACCAUAUAGACAUGCAACAGAAGUUCUGUAUAGCAUAUAUACCACUAGCGGCUUAGAUUUGACCACGUCAAGAAUUUCGUGUUCGAAUCCUCCACCGGAAUGUUAUCAGUGCUUUGCAUCGGAACUCUACAUCAAACAUGUCAGACUGCAUUUCUACAUUUGUAACCGU